Kwoniella shivajii is the source of this 1545-nucleotide messenger RNA. RefSeq lists its product as uncharacterized. NCBI's taxonomy places the organism in Eukaryota, Fungi, Basidiomycota, Tremellomycetes, Tremellales, Cryptococcaceae. Gene Ontology annotation, cellular component: membrane. The record is from RefSeq and is a predicted model, not a curated record. Bases 1 to 1545 code for a protein of 514 amino acids. Gene Ontology annotation, molecular function: L-cysteine transmembrane transporter activity. Gene Ontology annotation, biological process: transmembrane transport; L-cysteine transport. The transcript has 4 exons.
AUGUGUUCACCUGUGACACCUGACGAGGCAAAGUACGAAGAUCCUAUCAAUGGGCAAAAUGGUACUUUCAAGACCAUUGCAGUGAGCGAGAAAUACGCCGAUGAGACUCUUCGUUUGGUCGAGGCUCACGGGGCUGAAUUUGGCCCUUUGACAUCUGAAAAGGAGAAAAGAUUGAAGUGGAAAUUAUACCUACAUGUUAUGGGUUUAUUAUCUGCCAUCAAUUUACUGCUCUUUAUCGACAAAUCCACUCUAGGAUAUGCUGCUAUUCUUGGACUAUUUGAAGAGACAAAGAUCACAAAGGCUCAAUAUAACAAUCUAGGAACAUUCUUUUAUGUUGGUUAUCUCGCCUUUCAAUGGCCUGGUCAUUAUUUGAUGCAACGACUUCCUUUGGCUAGAUUCGUUGCUGGGUUGGUAUUCUUUUGGGGUGUAACUGUCUUUCUUCAUUGUGUCGCUACCCGUUAUGCCGGACUAGUGGUCCUUCGAUUAGCACUUGGAGCGGCUGAAUCUGUUGUUGUUCCAGCUAUGGAAAUGACCAUUGGGAUGUUCUUUGAUCGACACGAGCAAUCUGUUCUUCAACCUGUCUUAUGGUUAACAUCAGCUCUAGCACCUCUAUGUGCCGCAUUCAUCUCAUAUGGGCUUUUGUGGAGCGAAAGCAAGGUGUCACCUUGGAAGUUGUUCAUGAUCGUAACUGGUGGUAGUUCCAUUCUCCUUUCCAUCCUUGUAUGGUUCAGAUAUCCUGAUAACCCAGGACAUGCGACAUUCCUCACUCUCGAACAGAAGGUACAUACCAUAAACAGGGUUCAUCAAUCAAGUCAAUCUUCGAUCGAGCAGAAAGUAUUCAAACCUAGUCAAUUCAAAGAAGCUAUACAAGAUCCAAUUUCGUGGCUCUUCACCCUAGCUGUUUUCUGCCUGAUGAUUUCGAAUAAUCUGACUUAUGGACAACAAAAUCUCAUCACUACAUCUUUAGGUAUCACGACCCUUGGGUCAACACAUGUCGCAGCUGCCGGUGCUGGUUUUGGAAUCAUCGCUUGCAUUCUUGCAGCUUGGGCACUUCAUAUUUGGCCAACACAUUUUGCUGUUCAUGGAUUAGUAUGGUGCAUCCCAGCUAUUGCUGGAGGUAUUGGUAUGAUCACUAUUUCGUGGGACAAACCUUUAGCUAUGUUGGCUUGUUUGAUUUUAGCCGGUCACACAUAUGGAAACACCUACAUUAUUGCUUUAGGAUGGACAAACUCAUCGAGUGCAGGUUAUACUAAGAAACUGACCAGAAACGUGAUGUGGAUGUUUGGUUAUUCAGUUGCCAAUCUCAUCUCUCCUCAAAUAUGGGUUCCUCGAGACGGUCCAAGAUAUUAUGGGGCAUGGAUAGCUCAAAUCAUAGUAUCGGAGAGGCGAGAAUGGGCUGUAAGUCUGGGCGAGGAAGAAAAGCCUGCAGAAGGUGAAGUGGAGGAAAUUGAUGAGGUUACAGGUGAAAUAAUCAAGAAGAAAGUAGACAUUGCACUGCUGGAUUUGACGGAUUUGGAGAAUAAACGGUUUAUAUAUCCCUUAUAG